Molecule: messenger RNA, 1397 nt
Organism: Geodia barretti
Lineage: Eukaryota; Metazoa; Porifera; Demospongiae; Tetractinellida; Geodiidae
Source: the annotation of a GenBank genome assembly
UACCCAAGCGUUUACGAGAUAAGUGGGUGGUCUCAUUAUGCCGGCGGCGGCAGACUGAGGCUAUCUAGAGACAAAGCAAGGACCGUUGUGGUGUAUAGCGACAAGGUCUCUCAGUUUUCUCAUCUAAAGCGAGUUUGCUAAGUUCAAGGAUGAAUCCCGUGCAAUUGUUUUCAAUUUUGCUGGCCAUCUCAUCCGCUAUUGCACAUCAAGAAUAUCUCAUUGCCUUUGGUAAAAACCAUGAAGGCUCGGAAAGUUUGAAAAUCUUCAUAUCAUCGAUUGAGCCAGGCCCUGUGGCUAUUAGUGUUAAAACUCUUACAGGAUUUAAUUUCACGGGGUUCGCUACAAACCACGAGAUACUGCAGGUAGAGAUACCGACAUCUUUUGAAGUGAGAUCAGCUAAUGAAAGUAAUAAAGGAAUUCGAGUCACAGCUGAGACACAGAGCGGUAUUGUGGUCAAUGGACUGAAUUAUGGCACCGGAACAACUGAUGCUUUCCUAGCUCUUCCAUGUGAUUGGCUGCCAGUGGAAGAAUAUGAAUACUAUGGACUGGCAUAUGCUUCUCACAGCUUGAGCCACUUCGUGAUUGUUGGUUGUGAGAACAAUACAGUGCUUCAAAUUGGUUCUGAGAUAGUCGAAUUGAACAAAAUGGAGACCUAUUUCUGGGAGAGUCACAGUUUUACGGGAACGAGAGUUACAUCAAAUAGACCCCUAGCAGUUUUCGUGGGAAAUCCAUGCAGUUUUGUUCCACGUGACGAUGGUUACUGUGACCAUCUAACCGAACAAGUGCCUCCCACUGCUCUAUGGGGAAAGAGAUUUAUGAUUGCUUCCUUUGCCGGCAGAGCAUCGGGCGAACUGUAUCGUAUUCUUGCUUCAAAGGCAUCCACUUCAGUGACAGUUAACUGCAAUAGAAUAAACAAUACCAUAUACACCUUGGCCCAAGCUGGCUCCUGGAUAGAAUUUGGGACACCCACAAUGAAUUACUGCUCUAUAACAUCUGAUAAACCCAUUCUUGUAAUGCAGUUUACAUUAGGUAUGUCACUGGAUGGUAUAGGAGAUCCAUCCAUGAUAACGGUCCCACCUACUGAACAGUACAAACACUCUUAUGUUUUUAAUGUACUACCGGGAUUUCUUCAACAAUCUAUCAGUAUAUUUGUCACUCCCGAACACUAUCAGCCACAGAAUAUUUUCGUUGACAAUACUACACUUGAGAACUCUACACGGAACACUGUCUAUUGCUCAAGUGUUGAAAUUUGUGGAUACGUAGCAUAUGCCAACAUUACACCUGGAGUUCAUCAGCUACAUCAUACUGAUGCUCUUUCAAGAGUCGGCUUACUUGUGUAUGGGUUUGAUGGAGCGCGCUCAUAUGGAUACCCCGGAGGAUUAUCACUUCAAAGUAAG